CAAAAAGUAAACAGACUUGUUUUGAUCUGUCAAAAAAUCAGGCGACUGUGCUAGCUAGUCACUCCACAAAGGAUUUUGUGUCAUUGUGAUCAAACCGCCAAUGUAAAACGGUUUGUUUUUGACAGACACGAAGACAUUUUUCGUACCUUCAUACAGUCGUUUUGUUUCAGUUUUUAGGUGUCUAGCUUGCUAUUUUUAUCGUACGUUUCAUCAGCUAGCAGGCUAAUCAGUUGGUAGCUUGCUAGCUGAUGUAAUUCACCGUUUAAACUAAGUUAACAUUAGCUGACGGCUUAGCAACGUAGUGGCAGCUAGCAGUAGAUCGACGGUAGGGCGUAUGUAUGUAAGCUAUUGUGUGAAUCGUGUGUAUAACUUGUCAAAGAUCUACAACGUUACAGUGAUUAUGCAGUGACUUUUCAAGCAACUGUAACCACCUUUCUUUAGCCGCUAGCUGCCCAGCUUAUUCCUCCUCUUCCUGUAUAUUUCUCUACGUGCCGACUUCAGUUUUGGCUUUAUUUUAUAACAAAUAUGUAAAGAGAAUGAUGUUGGUACUAGACAGAUAAACGUGAUGAAGCCUGAACAUCAGUGCACUGCCAUGGCUGAGGAUGGAGAGCUGAGUCCAAUGGGAGGACGCGCUGGCUCAUCAGGCCGCCUGGGCCGACAGACCUACAGAAGUUCAGCCCAUUUCUGCAGCCUGCUCGACGGCCUGCUGUCUCUCAGACAAUGCGGCAUCCUGUUUGAUGUGGUGCUGCUGGUGGAGGGUCGACCCAUCCAAGCCCACCGUAUACUUCUGGCAGCCUCUUGCGAUUAUUUUAGGGGAAUGUUCGCUGGAGGCCUUCGGGAGACACAGCAAAAAGAGAUCCCAAUUCAUGGAGUAUCUUACAUGGCCAUGAAAAAAUUACUUGACUACAUCUACACUUCAGAGAUUGAGUUAGACCUGGAGUGUGUGCAGGAAGUCCUGAUAGCUGCCACGCUAGUACAGCUUGAGAUUGUCAUCGGGUUUUGCUGCGAUUUCCUUUUCUCCUGGCUGGACGAGAGCAACAUUUUAGAGGUGCAUAAUCUAGCCGAUCUCUACGGACUGCAACAACUUAAAGCCAGGGUCCACUCCUACAUCCUCAGGAACAUCCAGACUUUGUCUCGAACCGACGUGUACCGACAACUCCCCGAAGAUGAAGUCUUCAAAGCGCUGAGCAGUGACGAGCUUCAGGUGAACAGUGAAAACGAGGUGUACGAGGCGGCUCUUCACUACCACUAUAGUCCUGUGCAGGUGGAAACUGACCAGGUGUACUUGCAGGUCAGUCACAAGGACAAUCUCAAGAUGCUUGAUGCUGUGCGUUUCUGCCUGAUUGAGAAACAAGUGUUGCAGAGGCUGUACAGCAGACUGAACCAGUGUCCACUGAAGGAUUCUGUGUCAGCCGCUCUGCGCUACUAUGAGCAGGAGAUCUGGCAGCCCGUCCUGCAGAGUCCUCUCACCCAGCCACGGUCUACCUUGCACUGUAUAUUGGGCUUUGGGGGGAUGUUCACCUCCAGCUCCCUCACAGACAGCGAGCAUUUGUUUCAGGUGUUCUGCCCGAGCUGGGGGGUGUGGAGGACUCUCACUGCAGCUCACGCCCCCCGAAUGUCCAACCAGGGAGUCGCUGUGCUCAACAACUUUGUUUAUCUUAUUGGAGGAGAUAAGAACACCAGUGGAUUUCGUGCAGAGACCCGCUGCUGGAGAUACGACCCUCGUCACAACAGCUGGUGCUCCAUCCAGCCUCUGCAGCAGCAGCAUGCUGACCACUGUGUUUGUGUGCUGGGCGGCCAUAUUUAUGCCAUUGGAGGAAGGGACUACUGCAAUGAACUGGACUCAGUGGAGCGCUAUGACCCACACACCAACAUGUGGGAAUUUGUAUCACCCCUAAAGCGGGAGGUUUACGCCCAUGCUGGAGCAGUGUUGGAUGGGAAAAUGUAUAUAACAUGUGGGCGCAGAGGAAUGGCGUACCUCAAAGAGACCUGCUGUUUUGACCCUGUGGCCAAUGAUUGGACAGCAUGUGCUGAUGGGCCUGUGGAGCGGGCGUGGCACGGCAUGGCUGCUGUUAAUGGACGCGUUUAUGUUAUCGGUGGAAGCAAUGAUGAGCGUGGAUAUCGACGUGAUGUCCUGAAGGUGGGAUGCUUUGACCCUGAAGCCAACUCUUGGUCUUUAAUGACCCCCCUCCCCGCUGGACAUGGAGAACCCGGCGUAGCUGUGCUGGACAGUCGCAUCUACAUCCUGGGAGGACGCUCUCACGACAAAGGCAAAAGGAUGAGAUACGUUCACGUAUACAACACUGACGCGGACGAGUGGGAGAAUGAGACAGAGUUUAAGGAUCGUGUCUCUGGCCUGGCGGCCUGCGUGGUGCUCAUGCCCCCUGCUGUGAUCGACAAUGCCAGGAGCUGGGAACAGCACACCAAGGCUUCGUGGGAAGUUGUGGACAUAGACAACUCAGAGGACUCUAGUGAGGACUGAAGCAGCCGUGUUGAACUGGAUGUCUGAGCACUGGAGACUGUCAUGCACUUUUCUUACACAGCAUGUUGAAUUUGAAGCACGUUGAGGAUAUUUUUUUGUGGCAGUGCUUAUGGCAGCAUCGUGUCCUUCUUGCACGUUGACCACUUUGAGUGCCUCUGAACCAAAGUGUCAUUCAGGACCUUUGCACACUUUUUGUUCCUUUUCAAAUAUCUUCUUAGAUAAUUGUCCAUGAAUCCCUGCUUCCUCUAACUCUAAUGCUACUGUCGCUGAUCCUUCAUUAUUUCCUCUCACUGUAGCUGCCUCUGCAUUGUUAAUCAAAGACAGAACCUCUUUAUCCUCAAGUAAAAGAAAGCAGUGAAGCCUACUGGUUAUGCAAUAACAUGGUAAUAUAUAUAUAUAUACAAUUUUUGACGUAGGAUCACCGAUCCUCUAAAAAGACGUCAGAGAUUUACAGGCAGCUGUUACCUUUUGUAAUGCCGCACCUUUGUUUUUUUUUAUAAUUUAGUUCUCUACCCUAGCAGCUGCCUAGCAAUUAUCUUCACAUCCAAACUACUGAGUAAUCAUAAAGUUGUUCAAUUUUAACAUUGUGCCUUGUUUUUGUGGUGACAUCCUGAACUUGUUGUGUUGUGAAAUGUAUUUCUAUGUUUCAGUGUAUUCUGUGGAUGGAGAUGAGCCUUAGGUAUUUUGCCUCUGAUAUCACAAUUUGUUUUAAAAAAACACUGUUGAACUGAUUUGUGUUUGUACCCGAAUGUUGAGGCGCUGGUGCUCCAGGUUGUAGACCUCAGCUCACAACAUGUUGCCACCAUGUAUGUAAAUGACUUAUGAACGUCAAGUCUUGAUAUUUGUGUGAAAACCAAACCACUGUUGUAAAAAUGUUUUGUCCUUUCAUUGAUCUUUCAUACUGCAUACGUUAUUCCAUGACUCAAUCCAAAGAGCACAAUGAAGAGUGGCUUUAGAAUAUUCCUAUCCGCUUUGCUCCUUGCUUCUGCUUGUUGCCUCAGUUCAUUGUUAUGCUGUUUAACAUAGGCAUUCAAGAAGUUUAAUGACACCUGCUCCACUAUGUAUCCAUUGGAAAACUCUUUUUCAUAUAAUGAGAGUUAUGUCCUAAGAAGAAAUGCAGUGUACUAGAACACAUUGUGACACAAGAUAUGCAAAUUUAGUAUCCUAAUCAUGAGAUUCAAGUUUUGAAAUUUAAUAAAAUAGUAAUAUAUCA
Messenger RNA from Siniperca chuatsi (mandarin fish), 3695 nucleotides. It is a transcript of the gene klhl22, whose product is annotated as kelch-like family member 22. Gene Ontology annotation, biological process: positive regulation of TORC1 signaling; protein monoubiquitination; proteasome-mediated ubiquitin-dependent protein catabolic process. Bases 566 to 2482 code for a protein of 638 amino acids. NCBI's taxonomy places the organism in Eukaryota, Metazoa, Chordata, Actinopteri, Centrarchiformes, Sinipercidae. Gene Ontology annotation, molecular function: protein binding. Gene Ontology annotation, cellular component: cytosol; Cul3-RING ubiquitin ligase complex; polar microtubule. The transcript has 7 exons. The record is from RefSeq and is a predicted model, not a curated record.